Magallana angulata is the source of this 1746-nucleotide messenger RNA. RefSeq names its product integrase/recombinase xerD homolog. Gene Ontology annotation, molecular function: DNA binding. Gene Ontology annotation, biological process: DNA recombination; DNA integration. The transcript has 2 exons. NCBI's taxonomy places the organism in Eukaryota, Metazoa, Mollusca, Bivalvia, Ostreida, Ostreidae. The coding region runs from base 10 to 1362 and encodes 450 amino acids. The record is from RefSeq and is a predicted model, not a curated record.
UGCGGGAAUAUGAAAGUGACGACCUCGCCUCUGACUCGGACGAUGAGAAGCGCAUGCGACAAGCUGAAAACCGUGCACUCCGCACGCUCAGAGAGAGACGGCGCUAUCGUCCUUACAAGAAACCCUCUGCAACUGUCUCUACUCCUUCUGACGAUCGCAGUCCUGCUCAUACGUCCUUUCAGCGUUCCUUUCGUCCCUACACAAAGCAACGUAGACAACCCUCGCUAUACGAUAUCUGCUACAAUUGCCGAAAAUACGGACACUGGAAAUCCCAGUGCACAGCGCCUUCAGUCCAGUCCAGCGCCUCCAGUGUUGGCGUUAACAAAUAGAUCUGUAGAGAAUUUUUCAGAUAUCUUUAAUCAAGGAAAAUGGACUACUUCCUGGGCGUGCGCGGAACCUUCUUUAGAGCCAUUGGCUAGCAGACUUCCGGAAACUUGUUUAAAAUCAAAAGCUGAGAAUACACGCACAAAGUACAGCGGAGCAUUCAAUAGAUUCUGUAAAUGGUGUUCACGUUAUAACAUCUCUUCACUACCAGCCUCAGACUAUAACGUUUCCCUAUAUUUGAUUCAUCUCAGCGAUACAUGUAACUCAGUAGCUACAAUAGAUGAAGCUUUUUAUGCUAUAAGUUGGCCACAUAAAUUGUGUGGAUUUCCCGAUCCUUGUACUUCAUUCCUUCCUAUUUCAACAAGGGAAGGAUGCCACAGAUCUAUUGGACACCGAGGGAGAAACAAAAAGGAACCUAUUUCUCCAGACAUUCUUAAAAAUAUUUGUCUAUUGUAUGGUAACAACAGCUGUAAUUUACUUGAUCUUAGAAUUGCCUGUAUGUGCGUUCUUAGUUUUUCCGGAUUUUUAAGGUUUUCAGAGCUUGUUAAUCUUAGAAGGUCAGACAUUCAGAUUUUUGAUGAUUAUUUGACUCUUAAUGUUCAGAAAAGUAAAACUGAUCGAUACAAGAAAGGUACUACUGUUUACAUUUCCGGUACUGGGCAGAUUACAUGUCCCAUUAUGAUCACAAAGAGGUAUUUGGAAAAAGCUAAUAUUAGUGAAUGUUCAGAUGAGUUCAUAUUCAGAUCUGUUUGUUUUUGUAAAAGCUCUCAAUCAUAUAUUCUGAAGGGUCACAAAAGUUUGUCUUAUACAAGAGCUAGAGAAAUUCUUUUGUCUACACUUGAAUCUAUCGGACUGGAUAAACGUCAGUUCGGAUUACAUAGUCUUCGAGCCGGCGGCGCUACUGCAGCGGCAAAUGCUGGUAUUUGUGAUAGGCUGUUCAAAAAACACGGUCGCUGGCGUUCAGAAUCAGCUAAAGAUGGCUAUGUUAAAGAAAAUUUAGAGCAACAUUUAAUUGUAACUAAACAUAUUGGGAUAUAGGGGUGGGUUGUUUAUAUCAUUGACAAUUUUUUGCUUUCUUUAUUGUCGAAGUCUGUUGCAUUCGCGCAUGCGAGUUUAUCCUAUAAAUUAUGUGUUUGUGUUUUAUUUUAUAAAUAAUUUGUGUUCGGUUGAACUGGUGAAUAAGAACAUAAAUAUAUUUAUAAAAGUUACUGAAAACACGUGUGUUUGUUUUGAAUUAAGUGGGCGUGUCGAUAUUACAUAUCGAUUGGCUGUUUACGGGUGUUUACGGGUGAAUAGGGUGAAUUAUUCCGUGCUACGCAUGAAUUGUACACAUAUAAAGUAGAAUUCGGGGUUUUUUAAGUUAUUCGAAGUUCGAUGCCACUUUGCAACAGACUAUCCCCACCCACCCCUCCCAAAUGAUAA